Monopterus albus (swamp eel) is the source of this 3630-nucleotide messenger RNA. It is a transcript of the gene rnf167, whose product is annotated as ring finger protein 167. The record is from RefSeq and is a predicted model, not a curated record. Bases 126 to 1334 code for a protein of 402 amino acids. The transcript is spliced from 10 exons. Lineage: Eukaryota; Metazoa; Chordata; Actinopteri; Synbranchiformes; Synbranchidae.
UCAACAGGCAGGUAAUUCCAGAAAGAAGAAGAAGGACCAGAAUACAAGAAACAAUAAUAAACAAACCCAGAAGCAGACUAACGCAAGUUGGGAAAGCAAUUUGGUGCAACUGUAAGCAACAAAGGAUGGUUGACCUUGGUGUGUGGGGCAUGGGAGCUCGACUGAGUGUCCUUGUACUAGUUUUCAUCAGCCUACUGGUUCCAUCACCCACACAUGCUUAUAUCUAUGCUCAUUAUAGCAAUAUGACUACAAUGUUGUUUGAGGAUCUGCCUGCCUUGUUUGGAUCCCCACUUCCUAAGGACGGGCUAAAGGGUGUUUUGGUGCUGUCCCAUCCACUUAAUGCCUGCACAGCAAUAGACCCUCCUCCUCCACUGCCGCCAAUUUAUGAUGCCAACACCACGAAAUUCAUCGUUCUCAUCAAACGCUAUGACUGCAAUUUUGAUAUAAAGGUCUGGCAUGCACAACAAGCUGGAUAUAAUGCUGCAAUCGUUCACAACGUGUUUUCAGACAUUCUGCUUAAUAUGAACUACAGCAAUGACACUCUUGCAGAGGAAAUUGGGAUCCCCUCUGUCUUCACCAGCUACUAUGCCUCUCAUAUUCUCAGGAGUUUUAUCAUUCCAGAGCAAGGAGCAUAUGUGAUCCUCAAGCCGGACUUUUCUUUCCCACUCUCAUACUACCUUAUUCCCUUCAGUGUAGUAGUUGGCAUCAUCAUUAUUGUGAUGUGUGUUGUCUUGAUUACACGAUGUGUACAGUACAGAAAAAGGCUGAGGAAAAAUCGUUUGUCCAAGGAACAGCUGAAACGGAUUCCAACCCACAAGUUCAAGAAAGGCGAUGACUAUGAUGUAUGUGCAAUCUGUUUGGAUGAAUAUGAAGAAGGAGACAAACUACGCAUUUUGCCUUGUUCACAUGCCUACCACUGCAAGUGUGUGGACCCAUGGCUAACAAAGACCAAGAAGACGUGUCCUGUGUGCAAACAGCGGGUUACUCGGAACCAGGAGCAGUCAGAGUCUGAGUCUGAGGAGGAAACUGGAGGGCGUAGGGAGGAAGAAGGAACGGAGGGUGAAGCAGACUCGGAGCGCACUCCUCUGCUUCGGCCUUCCAACCCAGGGUCCCCCUCAGGUAGCCCAGCAGCCUAUUCAGCUACCACCAACACUACUACUGCCCAGUGCCUCACCUCCCCCACACACUGCGACUCACCCAUCCUGGAGUAUAAAGGCUGCUACUCCCCCCAGGAGGACACAGACUCAGAGAGUGAUGACACAGGCAGAGAGGACAGGCACCAUGGUGAUGAUGACACCACCCAGCUCAUUGGUAAGGAUGGAGUGGAGGUCUGAUGGCCGGAACUUAGCUGCAAUGAGAUGACUUCAUUUAACCUAAAAAGGGUCUUUCAUUCAUCGGGUGUGCUGUUAUUACACCAUACUUUAAGGUAGUUAAGGGAUUUGUAAGUUAGCUAGACAUUUAAGAUUCUCGCAACACUUGUUAAUUGUAACAGAAUCUUUCACCCAGGAGGAGGUCUGCUUGUUAGUAUUAAAGCACAUGCAGCUCUUGCAUUGGUCAGUUUUACCAAAAUCCAACUCUCAGCAUGAACCCGCUUCUAUACACUCAUUCGCUCCAGCACAUACCAUAGACCUCCUUUUCUAAUGCAUGUUGUUAUUCACAGCUUGGCCGCGCCACAUGACCUAACAACUAGUGUUGCACAAAAUGAACCGGCCACUUGUAAUAAAUCUCAGUUUAGGUAAGAAUAUGACUCCAGAUGAAGCUUGUGUAACCAGUUUCUCUAUGUAAGAGUAGUGCAGUGUUGUUUUAAAUCUAACUGAAUUGUUUUCUAACAAGGAUGUGCAUGUGGAGGGGAAAUGUUUGUCUUCAGUUUUUAAACCCUUUUAGUUUUCUUUUUACAUGUUAUAAAGCUACUGUUUCUCAGUUUCUACAGGAAAUUAUGCCACAAUAGAAUAUUGCAAAGAUGUUACACUUUUACAUUGUUAUUAAUAUACUAUGUGGUGAGUUAAAGAAAACAAUUUUUAGCUUUAUCCAGUUUGUCAAGUUGAACAAACUCAGGUUUAUAGCAACAUGUAAAGGUCAGUUUAUAUUGUAAAGGAUUAAAAUAGUGAGAAUUAAUGGGUUUCGUGCUUAUACACUGUUAUAGCUUUUUCAGUAAAAUGCCUCUUCAUGACUAAUAAAUUUGCUUCCAUUUUUUUAUACACAAUAGAACAAUAACGUGUUGAACAGUAGGACCCUGGAGGUGUGUUUGGUUUUUAUUUUUUAUUUUUUAUUUUUUGGAAAAGAGAACAUUGCCUUACACUGGCCUCGAUGUACAUGUGUAUGUUAAAUUACAUGUUUGGAAAAUGACAGGACAGGAUUCACACAGCUCUUGUCUAACUGUAUUUAGUACUGCUCAUUACAGAGCUCUGAUGUUGGUCUGAAGAUGUGUUCCACAUUUGUUUUCAAAGUGACAGAAUAAGAAAGAGAGGCUGUGUUUCUUCAUGUUUAGCGCUAGAAAUGAUGCGGAUGUCCAGCUUAGUCACGCUUGAUGUGCCCCUCAAAGUCUGGCCAAGCUCAGCAGCUGUCAGACAUGACACUAUAUAUGCUUUCUUUAUCUACUUUAUAGAAUGACCUGAGUGGGGUUAAUGUGGUUAAUUUAUAGAAAGAGUAAAACAAACAUAAACCCAAAGACAAUGUUUCACUGCUCCAAAUAAAUGAUGUGUUUAAUCUGAUCAAAAGUCAUAAUUUUGCAACUGGAAUACUUGCUUUUAUUGUUUGAUAACAGGGUGUGGAAAUGUUCUUAAUAAAUACUGUAUAGAUUUCCCCCACACUCCCUCUUUGGUGAGAUGUGACAUGUGACCAGUGUUUGCUCUGUAUUCAGUUUACAUUGCUACUCCACAAUCGUAGAAAAUCUAAAACCAGAUUUGUAAACUGAUGCUACCGUCACAUUUAACUGUACGUUUCAAUAUUAGUCUUAUCUUUUAAAAUAAUGUGCCCUACUGUGUAACCCCAACUUGAAACCUAACUUUAUCAGAUGUCUUCCUUCAGACCUCACAGCUGCAUAUGAUAACAGAGGAAACACUGAACACAGUGUAUACAAAUUACAUUUUAAUGUUGGAAUAGGGCGUCAGUAGGACUCAGAACACAUUCAUUGAUAUUUUACUGCUGAUUGAUUAGAAGAUUCCACAUUGUUGACGUCUAAUUGGGGGUUGUUAGCAAUAGUCUUGGCUGUAAAAUAGAUUAACUGUUUUCCUAUAUUUGCAAAUUGCAGUAUGGUUCAAAUAUCUUUCGUACUGUAAUUUUUUAAUUUUUGCUCUAUAUGUCUGUUUUAGAGGCUGUGAACUGAAACAAAAGAACCCCCCCGCCCCCACCAUCUUUUCAGACUAUGCCUAGUUUAUCACAAGUAAAUAAUAAAUGUACAGCGUCAAGUUAAUUUUCAUGUAUAAAGCAGGUCUGAGAAUCUUGAGGAUGUCUGAACACAGUAUGUGGGAAAGUGCAUUAAAUGUGAUUUGUGGAAGAUUAAAUGACAUUGAAAUGGCAUCGUGGUGCCAUUUGUUUGUUUAGAUGAGAACAAUUAAACACUGAUAUAAUAAGUCUAUAUUAAAGCUAUUAUAAAGCAAAUUGAUAUGUUAGCCUAUGUUUUCCUGUUUU